CAUACUUCUCCCAUCACCAACGACCCUGAUUCUCCAGCACCAAGGUCAACCACAUAAGCUCCGGCGCAACACCAGCUGCACAAUGUCGCUCGAAAGGCUACCGACAGAAGUGCUACACACAAUAUGUCAGGAUGUCGGCCUCUUGGGAUCGUCCGAGCUCGUUAAUCUCGCCAGAGCCAGCCGCCGAUUGCACGCCAUCUCCAACCCGGUCCUCUACGCGACAGACCUGCAGGAGUCAGGUGGAGUCAAGUCCAUGUGCUUCGGCCUCGUGUCGAGACAGAAUGGUGUUAUCAAGCUGUGCCUAGCUGCUGGAAUCAAACCAGACCUCCGCGUCGAGUCACGCCACGACCUCGGGUCCAUGUUCAAUUCCAAAGUCCAGAAACGCGAUGCGCUGGGCUUUUCCUUGUGGUCCCGCGAUCAUCUUGGAAUUGGGAGAAAUGGUCAAAGAUCUCCCGGACCUGCCAGCUGCCCGUCGGCAGAGCGGUAUGACGACCCUAAUCAGGAUAUGAAUAAGCCUUUCCUGUCUUUCACGGCAUUCUUCUGGACUCCUUUGCACGUUGCUGCCCUCCUUAACGACGUUGAGCUGCUGGCUCUGCUACUCGACCAUGGCGCCAACCCAAACUCUGCCGGCCGAGGUGUCUGCCCAUGCUACUACCAGGGCCUCCGACACACCUUUGGCCGUUCGCUCCCGCCCGUGGAUCGAGACCCAAUUUUUGAAAUGCUGGAAAGAAGGGUGGUGACGAGAUGGUCUGCCCUGCAUGUUGCAGUAUGCGAAGGAAACCUCGACUGUGCCGAGUAUCUGAUCAGCCGGUUUGGCCUGCCCCACGCCAUCGAAUCGGACGACGCCGUCAUGGCGGAGGCAGAUCAGUUCUUCCGGGCAGAACCAGUACUCUCCGGACUGGUGAACUACGACCCUGAUGCCAUCAACCACGUGGCGUUGAGGUUCGACCCUUCGCCGCCACUGCAUACGGCUGUGAACAAGCCCACGAGCCUGGGCGACCUUGAGAAGCUGUAUGCCAUGCUCCAACGGGCUGGCUGCCUCGACGUCGAUGCACUGGACGCUUUUGGCGACACGCCUCUUGCUGUAGCGGCAUUUGCCGGACAGAGCGACACUGCUGGCAUUUGGCUUCGCGACCGGGGAGCAGACGUGAACUUCGCACUCCUUGGCUCGGAUGGCGUUCGCUAUUCCAUACUGAACGCGCUGUGCAAGUCUGGGCAGCACCGCGACGCCACGCUGCUCAUGGACCUGGGUGUCGAUGUCAACAGGGACUCGGAGCUCAGACGAGGGCUGAGGUACGAGUCACCCUUGCAUCUAUGCUGCGGUUGGCUUUUUUCCGGGGGCGAGUGGCCCGUGGAGGAGAUAUCUCGAAAGCAACGAGAAGCAGUCACGCUCCUCAAGCGACUGGUGCACGCGGGUGCCGAGAUGGAUGCAAGAGACGAAGAUGGCAUGACUCCGCUCAUGUCAGCUGCGGCACUCCACUUCUCUGCUGCUGUCGGUGGGUUGCUCGAAGGCAAGCCCGACAUCGGAGCCGAGGACGACGACGGCGACUCUGCGCUCCACCAUGCCGUCGCUAACGGCGUGGACUGUUCCCCAGGGGAAGAGCUGAACUCAGCAUUGGCCACUAUCCAGCUCUUGCUGGAUCACGGCGCGGAUCCCAACCAGCUGCGUGCAGACAUGAACGAAAGGCCUUUGUUCCAGGGCUCUUACUCAAUAACGGAAGGCACACCCGGAGACAAUCCUAGGACUUACAAAAGUGACCGGUUUCGCGGUGGGAAAAUAAGCCCCAUGGCUUCGAUUGCUGCGCUCUUGAUUAGCCGAGGAGCGGAUCCAAACAUCUAUCUGGAUCAUCCCAGGGAUGAUGCAGACACCCUGGCGGAACAGGUUUUCGACGUGCAGGGACACUCGCUUGCUGUUACGGCCUUCUACGAAGGGGAAUUUGACACCUUGGAUUCGUUAGUCGCAUGCGGAACUCUCGUAACAUGUCAGGACUACCUGCUCAUGAUGCGGUCCCUGUUCGACCCGCAAAUCCGAUCAAAGGGGAGCAAAUCGAGCGCCGUGCAGGCUUUGUUCCGAAUACUCAACGGCCCCUCCAUGCGACUCGAACCACAAGAGAAGAAGAGCAUCAUGGACGCCUGGACAGAGCUGCUCAUCCUCUCAGUAGGCCAACGACCGGGCCUCGUACGCGUCCUCGCCCCGCACUUCUCCAUCACCUCCAAGCUCGCACCCGGUGGCAAGACGGCCCUGCACGUCCUGGCGCAGUGGGAGCGGAAGAGCGGCGAACGGCCAGCGAGGUUCCAGCACCGGGUCGACAGAACGAUGGCCGCCUUGAUGCGUUGCGGCGCCGCCCGUCAGAUAAACCAACCAGAUGACAAUGGCCGGACGCCGUUGCACGUCGCCGGGGGCUGGAGGAACCUCGCCGUCGCAAGGGCCCUCAUCCGGGCCGGCGCGUCACUCCACCUCGAAACCAAGCGGCAGGAUGGCAUCACCGUCGACUCUCCCCUGCGGACGGCCAUCAAGGGAUAUUCGGAAGCGAGCUGGUUCAAGAUGGCCAACGGGAUGCUCGAUGCCUACCACUCCAAGUGGGGCAGAAAGGAAGGUGGCCUCUGUGGAAGUGCUGGCUUGAUGAAGGACCUGAUAUUGCACUUCAGAGACCACCCGUUCGACGACCAGGCCCGCAUGGCGGGAAGGACAAAAACCCUCAUGGUCAAGCUGUUUGACUUGGGGGUGGAUGUCAACGAGCCCGACGAGGACGGAAACACCCCGCUGCAUCUGCUCGUCCAGCUGCUGUAUCCGCUGGCCAAAGACGCAGAGGGCAUCGAGACCUCUGAAAUGUCCAAGCGUGCCAGGGACAACUCCGUGGAUCCCCCCGGGCCGGACGGCUACGACCCGGAGGGCGUUUUCUGCAUGCCCAACGAGUCGUAUAUGCACAUGCGCGGUGUCAACUCCGGAUACCCCAGCGACAGCGACUUUGAAGAAGCCAGCAGCGAAGAGGACCAACAGACCACCGACGAUGAAGCCUCCAACGACGACGACGAGCACAGCUCCCAACACGGGUCCCCUCUAGCUGCUAAUGAGCACGGCCCCAGUGAGGACGACGACCGCUCCGACGAUGACCAAGGCAGCGAUGACGAUGGGCAGCAAGAUAAUGCAGACGACGACGGCAGCCUCUAUGGCGAUUUUUUCGAGGGAAACUCGCUCCGCGUGAUGGCGAGAAAGGACUACGACGGGGAGCGGCCCCAAUACAGGCCGAGCGGGCUGGCCAAGCGCGGCCGCGGCCGCAAGCUGGACAGGGCCGACGCCUGGAUCCUGUCGUUCUACAUCCUGCUGUGCGAGUCCAAGUGCGACGGCUUGAAGGUCAAGAACAACGCCGGCAAGACGCCCCUCGACCUCAUCCACGGGCUCAAGGGCCUCCCUGUCCCCAGGUCGUUCGAGUUCCGCCGGGUCAUCAAGGCGCUCGCCAAACUCGACGCUGAGGAUCCGCUGGGCUCUGCGGUCCUGAACAGGCUGAAUGGCGCUUCGGCCCUCCCGAAGAAGGACAACCCCUUUUUCUUUGUCUAUAAUCGCAGUGGGUGUUACCUGGUUGUCCCCCGCCAGGGAGGGAAGCGUGGGGGCAAACGUCGAGGUCCCGCAUGGGAUAAGUGGACCUGGGUGCCUUUCUGGUAGUGAGGCUGUGUCUGUUUGCUUCUGCAAGACGAGGAUAUGUCUGAGAAAUGAUGGGGCUUUCUUUUCGUUUGCUGGGUCAUAUAAACGGCUUCUGAUGUUAUGGCGGAUCAUAACAAUUAUAAUCACGACCUACUAGGUUGAUUUGAGAAAGACAUAUUGUGUAGUUUCAAUGACCGGAAGACUCACCUACCCGUCUCACUAUCAGCAACAGUUUGAGAGCACUUGCCGCAGUCAGCAGGAGAUUUCUACAUUGAUUCUGGAAAUUGGUUAAUAAUAAACGUACCCAGAUCUAAAAAGAGCUGGAGUGAGCCCGCCGUGGGCGCGAAGCAAGGAGCCAAGUCGCAGGGAGGUACAGGCACAGGCGUAGGAGACACCCAAGUCACCAAGUUUAGCAAGAUAGAGUUGCCAGAAAAGACACCAACUUUGG
Diaporthe batatas is the source of this 4091-nucleotide messenger RNA. RefSeq lists its product as uncharacterized. Lineage: Eukaryota; Fungi; Ascomycota; Sordariomycetes; Diaporthales; Diaporthaceae. Gene Ontology annotation, molecular function: protein binding. The record is from RefSeq and is a predicted model, not a curated record. Gene Ontology annotation, cellular component: cytoplasm; nucleus. Gene Ontology annotation, biological process: regulation of barbed-end actin filament capping. The transcript has a single exon. The coding region runs from base 83 to 3664 and encodes 1193 amino acids.